Caenorhabditis elegans is the source of this 1473-nucleotide messenger RNA. It is a transcript of the gene sel-12, whose product is annotated as Presenilin sel-12. Gene Ontology annotation, biological process: nervous system development; protein processing; egg-laying behavior. The transcript is spliced from 7 exons. Gene Ontology annotation, molecular function: aspartic endopeptidase activity, intramembrane cleaving. Gene Ontology annotation, cellular component: membrane; Golgi membrane; endoplasmic reticulum membrane. Bases 8 to 1342 code for a protein of 444 amino acids. NCBI's taxonomy places the organism in Eukaryota, Metazoa, Nematoda, Chromadorea, Rhabditida, Rhabditidae. The record is from RefSeq and is marked reviewed.
GUUUCAGAUGCCUUCCACAAGGAGACAACAGGAGGGCGGAGGUGCAGAUGCGGAAACACAUACCGUUUACGGUACAAAUCUGAUAACAAAUCGGAAUAGCCAAGAAGACGAAAAUGUUGUGGAAGAAGCGGAGCUGAAAUACGGAGCAUCUCACGUUAUUCAUCUAUUUGUGCCGGUGUCACUAUGCAUGGCUCUGGUUGUUUUUACGAUGAACACGAUUACGUUUUAUAGUCAAAACAAUGGAAGGCAUUUACUAUACACUCCUUUUGUCCGGGAAACAGACAGUAUCGUUGAGAAGGGAUUGAUGUCACUUGGAAAUGCUCUCGUCAUGUUGUGCGUGGUCGUUCUGAUGACAGUUCUGCUGAUUGUUUUCUAUAAAUACAAGUUUUAUAAGCUUAUUCAUGGAUGGCUUAUUGUCAGCAGUUUUCUUCUUCUUUUCCUAUUCACUACAAUCUAUGUGCAAGAAGUUCUGAAAAGUUUCGAUGUGUCUCCCAGCGCACUAUUGGUUUUGUUUGGACUGGGUAACUAUGGAGUUCUCGGAAUGAUGUGUAUACAUUGGAAAGGUCCAUUGCGUCUGCAACAGUUCUACCUUAUUACAAUGUCUGCACUAAUGGCUCUGGUCUUUAUCAAGUACCUACCAGAAUGGACUGUGUGGUUUGUGCUGUUUGUUAUCUCGGUUUGGGAUCUGGUUGCCGUGCUCACACCAAAAGGACCAUUGAGAUAUUUGGUGGAAACUGCACAGGAGAGAAACGAGCCAAUUUUCCCGGCGCUGAUUUAUUCGUCUGGAGUCAUCUAUCCCUACGUUCUUGUUACUGCAGUUGAAAACACGACAGACCCCCGUGAACCGACGUCGUCAGACUCAAAUACUUCUACAGCUUUUCCUGGAGAGGCGAGUUGUUCAUCUGAAACGCCAAAACGGCCAAAAGUGAAACGAAUUCCUCAAAAAGUGCAAAUCGAAUCGAAUACUACAGCUUCAACGACACAAAACUCUGGAGUAAGGGUGGAACGGGAGCUAGCUGCUGAGAGACCAACUGUACAAGACGCCAAUUUUCACAGGCACGAAGAGGAAGAGAGAGGUGUGAAACUUGGUCUGGGCGACUUCAUUUUCUACUCUGUUCUCCUCGGCAAGGCUUCAUCGUACUUUGACUGGAACACGACUAUCGCUUGUUAUGUGGCCAUUCUUAUCGGUCUCUGCUUCACUCUUGUCCUGCUCGCCGUCUUCAAACGAGCACUCCCGGCUCUGCCAAUUUCCAUUUUCUCCGGACUCAUUUUUUACUUUUGUACCCGCUGGAUCAUCACCCCAUUUGUUACACAAGUCUCUCAAAAGUGUUUAUUAUAUUAAUUCUCUGUUUUUGCCAUUUCUUUGCAUCAUCAACUUUUCGAUUAUAUCUUGAGCGAUCUCAAAGCUUUAUUUUACAUACCUAUUUAUUUUUGAACUUUGUCAUUUAAGUUAUAUAAAUAAUUUAUUAAACG